Messenger RNA from Moneuplotes crassus, 1533 nucleotides. NCBI's taxonomy places the organism in Eukaryota, Ciliophora, Spirotrichea, Euplotida, Euplotidae. The record is from the annotation of a GenBank genome assembly.
AAAAUGGGUGCAUGUGCUAGUGGUGCAGAUGAAGCGAGAUUAGGAGCAUCUUGCCAAACCACCAAAAAUGGAAAAACUAAAACCGUAAAGAGGGACUUAAGAACAAUGACAAUAGGAUCUAAAAAGAAAUCUCCGCAGCAAUCAGCUAUGAGGGAUUUAGCAUCACCUCCUGAUAGUGGAGGGAUGAUGGGGGAUAAUGGAAAACCUGCCUUGAGCCGACCUCGACCCUUAACAAUAAUCGACAAUAUGCCUAGGGGCUUGCAGAGUUCUGGACCUUGAUCCCCUAGCAAGAUCAGGGGGGAACAUCUGAAAUCAACUACUCCUUGUUUUGGUAGAUCUGAAUUAGAAAGGACGAAAUGAACUAGUUCCAGAAAUAUUAAGAAAACGACUCCAACUUUAGAAGGCGAGGAGACUGAAAGUUUUGCAACAGAAAGUGUCCGGAGCGAGAGGAGGUCAGCUCUCUGUACCUCUAUCAAUUUGCUCGACAACGUGUACCAUAAUUACGAAGAAGCUCUGCUAGAUCAAUGCAAAAAGUGAAAGAUUAACAUAAACCUGAAGGUUUGUUUCGAAAUAAUCUGCAUGAACAAGGGCGCUCUCCGUCUGAGUGAGGCAAAGGAUCCCUACACAGGUGCUACAUGUUUGCACUAUUGUUGCAUUUUGGGCCAUCGAGAGCUACUACAGAAGAUUGUAGAGAUAGAGCCAUCCCUAGCUACCGCUGAGGAUCAUGAUGGGAAUACCCCUCUGCAUUACUUGUGCCUUAACUCAGUAAGCAAGUACUCUGAGAUGAAGCGCAUGUGGAAGUCCCUGAAACGGGCUGGUGCAGAUGAGCAUGCCACAAACUUUGAAGGAAAAACAUGAAUCCAGUUGCUAAAGGAUCGGCUCAAGCUAUCAAAUCCUUAUGAUGACCUAGCCAAGUGGAACAAACUGAUUGAGAAAUCAAUGGUGUUGUCCUACCAAGCAGAUGUGUAGGAGACUCAAUUUUUAUGGUGUCGAGGAGGGAGUUCAGCUGGAAAAUGAGUAAACUUGAUCUAGGAUAGGAGAUAUGUCUGAUUUGACCUUUUGGGACGUUUCAGAGGUGAUUUAGGUGAGAUUGGAGAAACGGAUUUUUGGAGAUAAAGUAAUUGUCUUCAAUGAUUCAAAAUUUCUUUUCCUACCUAUCACAAUUAGUCACUUAUUAUAUCUCUCCAAAUUCCCUAAUCACUUCUAUACUCCCAUUCCAUCCCUAUACCUCCCUUUCCUCUUCACACACCCUAAUUUUUACCUAACAUUUUGAUACAAAUUUGUUAGCAGCACCAAAAUGGCUGAGCUCGGGCUAAAAUUUUGGAGCAGGCUGAGACAGGAGGGGUUUUGAAAACCAAUGUGUUGGCAAAGGUUUAUCCAUACUGGGGAUACAUACUAGAGAUUGUAUUUUAGAUACGAACAUGACAUAAUAGAGGUUUUCUUGGAUACUCAGUUCAAACUCUUGAUACAGAACCAGCUUUUAUAAAACAUGGGGAAUUUAAUCAGCACAUUAUCCUAUUUUUCUUUGUACUC